Molecule: messenger RNA, 3233 nt
Organism: Zootermopsis nevadensis
Lineage: Eukaryota; Metazoa; Arthropoda; Insecta; Blattodea; Termopsidae
Molecular function (GO): protein binding
Source: RefSeq, a predicted model, not a curated record
UUGUUAGUCUGUAAAUGACGUACAGAGGUUUACAGAUGUUUGGUCAGAAACUGGUUCUGUUCUUCGAAAGUAUUAAGCACAAUGUUUAGAAAAUACACAUAAAUUGUGCGUUGACUGUGUGAGAGUAAUAUAAUGAAAUUAAUUUACAUGAAAUGGACAUCAUUAAGGAGUGGGUUGCUCUAGGCAAUUAGAAAAGGAAGUAAAAUGAACUGUGGAGGAAACAAUAUAUUCAAAGCAACAUUGAAAUCACCCAGAUAAAUGAUGUGGAAAUUUCUGUGUAGAGGAAUCAGAGAAACACUAGAAAGAAGAAUCAACUUUACGAAGAAAGAUAAGUCAUCUCGACAAGAAUGCCCACUUAGUUCUCUUCAAUAUAAACUUAUUCCAGGGAUUGUAUCAACUAACACAUUUGAUCGUGGAACGGCAGAUCUGGGUGGAAGUUGUAAGAAUGGGUCAUGUAAUGAUAAGAAACAAGAAGACAGACAGCAUCAUGGUGAGAAGUGGAGGCAUCACAGCUGCAUUCAGGAGGCCACACUGCUUGGUGCACUUGGGUGGAGUGGUAUCAUGGUACUUGGCUGGUACCUGUGUCAACCAGUGUGCCGUCAUCAGUGCAUCCAGCCUUCAGAACUCGAACGAUUAAAUAGCCGGGCAAGACUGUCUCGCUGCCACACAGAAUAUGCAAGCCUCUUCGGAAUACUGUCCCAUUUCGUUCUUGGGCAGCCACUCAGCAUACUACCAAAGAAUGCUGAACGUGCACUGUCUAUCCCUCAUGCAGAGCAACUGCAGUCUUCUUCAACCGUCUCGGCAGAUGUGUCAGACAGUCCAGAUUAUUCUGUAUCAGAACCAAAAUUUGGGCCAGUCACAGCAGACGAGGCUCUGGAUGAGGCAGCGGUCAGUCUAACUAGGGCACAGAACACGGUGAUAAGUGGCAUUGAGAAUCGGCUGGGAGUCGCGUGCAUGCAGCUUGGCAGGUAUAAGGAGGCGCACACUUACUUCCAGAGGGCUGUGGAGCUCAGCUAUGCUCCUGCUGCCUUCAAUCUGGGGCUGUGCUAUGAGACUGGAGUUGGGACACCGCAGGAUUUCAAACUGGCUGCAAAGUACUAUGAGCUGGCAUCAAAGUGGGGACAUGCAACAGCAAUGUACAAUCUUGGUGUCUUCUAUGUUCAUGGGUGGGGUGGAGUUCCUGUGGACUGCAACCAUGCACGACAGCUGUUCAUUGCUGCAGCUAAAUUGGGGCAAACAAACGCGCAGGAAGCUCUUUCAAUGGUUCCUCCUGCCACUGACGAUUCCAUGGAUUCAAGUGAGCCAGAAGCGGUAUUGUACGAACCGCCUCAGACAAACGUCCUGUACCAGAUCUUGGGUAUGGUGAAGUUAAGACAGUCCGUGGCAGAAAGACCGAUCUCUGAGCAAAACAUCCCACCUGUAAAAUCUGAUGCAAUUAAAGCUUUAUACCAAGCACUUGGCACUGAAGAGCCGGAGGUACUAGAGAAUACAGUUGGCAAGACUGUGCAUGAAGAACAGAGUAGUUUUAACUUGCAUAAUGAACUGAACAAAAAUAAUGUGGCAGUAGAACCUAAAGAUGUGCAUCAUUUAUCCAUAGUUUGUUGACUGUUACGAUGAUUCUCAUGUGUUAUGUAUGAAGUACAUUAUGUUAGAUCUUAGAAUAGUGUGUUGAUUCCCCAUCAUAUCGCAAGAUGUGCACUUGUAUAUAUUACCAUAGUUCACCAAAUACAAGGUGUAAUGUAAAGUUCCGUACAUCAAAACAAAGUAUCUCAUAUAAACAUCAGUUUGGAAAAGCCUCCACCUCAGUCCUCAGUUAUAGCUUUCUUUAUCAUUCUGAAAGUUCUGACCUUACUUCCCCACUGAUAACGAAGCAACACUGGACAGCACAGAGGGAAGGAGAGUUAUGACGGAAAGGUCACAUGGCACAGUCAUAGGAACGUUUGGCAGCAGCACUACCAGUGCCUUUUAUGACAAAGUUUGCAAUGUCCAAAUUCAGAAGCUCUGCACUCUAAAACUCAUUUGUUUUAUUCAUGGUAUCAAAUGACAUGCUAAAGACUCUGAUGACCAAACACCGUUUAAAAAAUGUGGCUCAGGCAGUUAGUCACUGGCUCCUCACAGAGAAUGCCCUGGGUAUCACUUUGGUCUUUCUGUAUGGGAUUUGUGGUGGGCAAAGUGGCACUGGGACAGGUUCUUCUCUGAAUCUCCAGUUUUCCUGUCAGUAUCAUUUCAUUGCUGCUUCAUAUUCACUCACGUAACAUCUAGAGGGCAUGACAAUGGGCCCUUUAUCAGCCAUACUUCCAUACGGAUUCUCACUCCUUCAACAAUAAUGACACUACGUCAGAAUUUAUAAUGGUAAAUAUCUGUAACUAAAGAGGCUUUUCCACACUCAUGUUGAUAUUAACUUUUUUGUUGUUAUCGUGUAUAGACUCACCAUUGAAUUUGUAUCAGACUUUCGAGUUACAUCCUGAAUAAUGUACAUUUCCUUUUCUGCGGGCACCUGAAAAACAGACUUAUUUAUGCACAAUUUCAGUGGCGGGAGAACAUAACAAUAUGUAACAUGCACAAAUAUAAUGUGCAUCAGUAUUUCAGGAGGAAUUUCAAGGAAAAAUAUGGCACUUUUCAAAGUAGGCUGUGUGACAAGGUGCAAAGAGAACCUAUAUAUGAAAUAAAAAUGCACCUAUACAGUUACCAGUUGGCUGCCAUGAACAUGUAUAGAAUGAAUAUACAGGGUAAUCAAAAAGAACUCUGGGAUUUCAUAUUCAAGUAUAUUUUGACAUAAAGGACCAACUUAGGUCCUUUAUGUCGAAAUAUAUUUGAGUGUGAAAUCCUGGAAUUCUUUUUCGACGACACUGUAUUUCUUGUUUAAAUUUGAUAUGCUACAUGCACAGUUUUCGACAUAGAUGAUGGAUCACCUUACUGCCCAAAAAGUAUGUAAAGGUAUACAAUAUAAGGGGGAAGGAUCUAUGUAUGUCAGAAGAUAUUUGUAAAUUUUGUCUUCUAUGAAAUGUGAUGUUACAUAGUAGUCCCAUAAGCCAUACAUUUGUAUCAUGCCUCAUAUAAUUUUUUAACCUUACAUAGAUCAGUCAGUGGAAGUGUACCAUCUGCUUUUACAUUCUCAAUGCUGCAUGUCCCUCUGAGUCUAUUUAUGGAUUGUAAUUGGUUCUCAGAACAAAGAGCAAAAGUUUUUAUAUUAAGGAUUAAUGUUCUUGAAAUAAAGGUGGUUGGAAAACAAA